AUGAAAAUGAUUGGAAUCUUUGUAUUUCUCAAACUUUCUCAAUUAGCUUUGACAACAUGUCCUGAUACGCAAGUGAGCACACCGUGUGGAUAUGUGAAUGUUUUCUGGGAUUGCGGACUAGCGAGCACAAGUGUGGCUCUAUUCACGGCCGGGGUGAAGACAAAUAUCACUUUGGAGAAGCGAUGUGAAGAGAUCGGCGAUAAUUGUAUCUGUGGAAAAGGGCUUGUUCUUGACGCCAACACGCAGCAGUGCCGGAAGGAAAUCGACAUUCACGCUGAUUGCUUCAUUUUCCUUAAAAAAGUCCUCACUGCAACGGGGAAAAUGGCUCCGAAAGUUGCGGACAGUUUGGUGAGCAUUUGCAAGAAUCAAGAGGCUUUUGCGGUAAAUGGAACCGAUCGGGAAUACAUUUGUGCUCAAGGAUACCUCGUGGCAAAUGAGAAACGUUUCGGUGGAAAAGAAGCGAGAUGUUUCUGUGGACGAGACGAUCUCGGAUUGUACAAUGGAAGUUGUGUGAAGAGAGCUGAAGCUGUAGCGAAAUGUGCUGAUGGAAGAAAUAGCACUUUAUGCCAGAUUGCUAAUCAAGUUUCGACAACAUCCGCAUGUGUACAAGUGAAGAAGUUCAAGUGUGGAGAAAAGGCUGGAACGGGCGCAGUCACCAAUGAGAACGUGUGCAAAAUUGGCGAGUGCUAUUGUCCGGAUGGAUUUGUUGAGAAUGAAGCUGGAAAAUGUUUACUGCUCAAUGAUGCUCUCCAAGCUUGCAUUGAUGCUUUUGUUCUGAUGAAUAAAUCUUGUGGUGCAAGCGAGACCCUUCUUUCGUGUCAGCAAAACGAGUUCACGUUUAUGGGAUGCACUUCGACAGUUCCACCUGAGAGGAGUGCAACGCUGGCGAUCCUCGUGCCAAUUUUCCAUGAUGACUGUCGACAAAAGAAUGAGCUGAAAUGUAGAUGCAAUCUGGGAUUUGCUCGAGUUCCUUCGGCGGGAAAAUGCAUCUCAGUGGCCGAUGUGGAAGCCUCUUGUCACACU
This is a messenger RNA of Mesorhabditis belari, 1023 nucleotides long. The record is from the annotation of a GenBank genome assembly. NCBI's taxonomy places the organism in Eukaryota, Metazoa, Nematoda, Chromadorea, Rhabditida, Rhabditidae.